GCAUCUUCGCUUUCACCGCGCAAACAACCCCACCCAACCCCGGCGCUCAUUUCGUCGCUCCUUGUUUCUGAUUCUUGAUUUCCCCAAGCGACUCUGAACAUCAUGGACGACCGGGUGGAUUUUGACAUCAAUGAGGCGGUCAAGCUGUUCGACAGCGACCCUGCUGAGAUUCCCACCCCCGAAGCCCCGCAAGCGCUGCAAGACUGCGAAGAUGAGCCAGAAUCGCUGUCGUCGCCCGGAUUGAUCAACAGCGAACUGAACCCUGUGGUCGAUGCUGUGGCAGAGAGCCCAGAUGCGAUCACUCGCAGCUCUGUAUUUGAUACGCUGCAAUUCCUCUUGAAGCACUCGUCGCAAAUACCACCCGCCAUCCUGAGCAAGAUCCUCGACCUCAUAACCUCCGCCUUGUCCACGCAAGCCGACAUCAUCCACGCAGACCUCGAAGCCGAAGACCAAGAUGCGAUACCGCACCACAAGAACCUACUGGAAAUGUACGGCUUCCUUCUCAGAUGGACCAUCUCCGCCGUCGAGACCAGGGCGCUCGAGAAAUCAGCCUCUGCACCAGCAGCGAGGGGGCGGGGUAAGGCUGCAAAGCCCAAGUCUGGUGCUGGCAAGGACGUCGUUUGGGACGCCUCAGCACAGCUUGAGACGGCUCUCGAUCGCAUGAGCAAAGUACUAAGACUCAAGCUGGGUCGCAUAUUCGUCACCACGUCAGAGCGGGACACCUUCAUUGGCCUCUUCACCAAGCCAGUAUACCACAUCCUCGAAAACGAGGCAAGAGUCAAGAACAAUGCGAUACGGAAUCACUGCUUCAGGGUUUUGUGCUUUGCUGUCAAAUCUCAUGGACAUGCUUACACUGCCCAGACGUCCAUCAACCAGAGCUUGACGUACUUCGAGCACCUGUCAGAACCCAUGGCUGAAUUUCUUUUCACGCUUGCCGAUGCUUUCGACUACCCACAACUCACCGAGGAUGUCUUGAAGGACAUCAGUAGCAAAGAGUUCAGCUCUACCGACCUGAAGGGACCAAAAUCCAUCUCGACAUUUCUUACUAAGAUCUCCGAGCUCACUCCCCACCUCGUCAUUCGCCAGAUGACGUUGCUCGCGAAUUUGCUCGAUAGCGAAUCAUAUACCCUUCGCUGUGCCCUUAUCGAAGUCUGUGGAAAUCUGAUCAUUAUGCUUAGCAAGCUGAGCCAGGACGACCGCAGCGAGAAUCACAAAGCGCAGAUCCGUAUCUUCUUCGACGUACUCGAGGACAGGUUCCUUGAUAUCAAUCCCUAUUGCCGGGCUCGAGUUAUGCAGGUUUAUAUCAGGCUUUGCGAUCUAGAUCAGAAGUAUACCAAGCGCAGACAGAAGGUCGCGGAACUUGCCGCGCGUAGUCUGGAAGACAAAAGCAGCAACGUACGUCGCAACGCAGUCAAGCUGCUCGCGAAGCUUAUUUCAACUCACCCGUUUACUACCUUUGACGGUGGAUUACUAUCGAGCAAAGAUUGGACACGGAGGUUGGACGAUGUCGACGCUCAGAUCAACGCCCUACAACCUCCGGAAGAGCUUCGAGAGCGUGCGCCUGGUGACCAGACUGUAGACGAGACUCUGCUACAAGACGCAACCCAAGCUGAUAACGGAGAUGACGAAGGACCAAAACAUCCUUCCGAGAUGUCCGAAGAAGAGAGAGCCGCUGCGAUUGAGAAGGCGCAGAAGGAUGCUGCAACUGCGCAAGAGCUUGAGAAAUUCCAGGCAGUUCGCAAGUACUUACUUGAAGCGCUUAAGUUCAUUGAAGUUAUCGACGAUGCCGCUGAGAUUGUCACUCAGCUGUUGUCGUCCAAGAACAAGAGCGAAGUCAUCGAGGCCAUGGACUUCUUCGUGACUAUCGACGCCUACAAGAUCGCGAAUGCUAAGCUCGGUAUACGGAGGAUGCUGCGCCUUAUCUGGACCAAGGGCAAUAGUGACGAAGGAAAGGGUGUUCAAACACACUUGCUGGAGUGCUACAAAGGCCUUUUCUUCGAUGCGCCACCUGGAUUCGAUGCCAAUGCAGUUGCCAACUAUAUCUCGAAAAACAUGAUCAGUCUUACAUUUGGCACAACUCCCGCUGAACUCACGUCUCUCGAGCAACUUCUCAGUACCAUGAAGAAACAGGGACUGGUCAACGAACUGGUCAUUCAGAAGCUUUGGCAGAUAUAUGGAUACCAGAAGAAGGACAUCUCCAAGAACCAGCGUCGUGGAGCGAUCAUUGUUCUUGGCAUGUUGGCACUCUCAUCUCCGGACAUCAUCCAACAAGAGAUGGAAGCAUGCCUACGGAUCGGCCUUGGGGAGCUAGGUCGACGAGACUUAGGCCUAGCACGCUACACCUGCAUAGCGCUGCGUCGCAUGAGUCCUCCACCUGGAAGGCAGGCCGCGCACGACACACCGAUACAGACCGUUAAGCUUCCAAACGAUCACGCAGUUCUAGUCAGGUUAGCCGCUAUAACCGAGAUGACGUCGGAUAGUAAGGAAUGGUAUGGCGUAGCGGAACAAGCCAUUAGUGCCAUCUAUGUCCUUUCGAAACAUCCGGACGUGCUGUGCUCCGAGAUCAUCCGCAAGGUCACAAAGCGAGUAUUUGGGGGGCAUGUCAAAGCUCAGUCGCGACCAACGUCGAGUUCCAGUGCCGCGGAACCAAUGGAAAUCGAUGAGGAGAUGCCCGAUGCGCCUGCUAUCGACGAACCACAGGCAAAGAAACAGAACUCUGCCCUUGCACUGUCCCAACUGCUCUUCGUCGUGGGACAUAUUGCUAUCAAACAAAUUGUUCACUUGGAGCUUUGUGAGCUUGAGUUUAAGCGCCGCAAGGCUGAAAAGGACAAGAAGACAGCAGCGACACCUCGGCAAUCCAUGGCUUCGUCAGGACCCACACCACUCAAGAAGGGUAGGAAGAGGGGAUCUACGAAAGAGCCAACACCAGCGCCCGAGGAAGCUGAUGAUCUGGAACUUAUGGCGGGAACGAAUGAGGAUGACUUCACCGAGGCCAUCGCGCAUGUGCGCGAACGCGAACUCCUAUAUGGCCCACACUCACUACUCGCGAAUUUCGGUCCGCUCGUAGCAGACAUUUGCGCCAACAACACAUCGUACAAUCACCCCACGCUGCAAGCGCAAGCUGCACUGUGCUUAGCCAAGCUCAUGUGUGUCAGCUCAGAGUAUUGUGAGACUAACCUUGCUUUGCUUCUUACCAUCCUCGAACGAAGUCAAGAUGCAGUUGUACGUAGCAAUCUUGUCGUGGCACUUGGUGAUAUGGCCGUUUGUUUCAAUCAUCUCAUUGAUGAGAACACCGACUUCCUCUACCGCCGUCUGAACGACGGCGACCCCAGUGUCAAGCGGACAUGUCUCAUGACUCUCACUUUCCUGAUUCUAGCUGGACAGGUCAAGGUCAAGGGUCAGCUAGGCGAGAUGGCCAAGUGCCUUGAAGACAGCGACAAGAAGAUCGCAGACAUGGCACGCAUGUUCUUCACUGAAUUGUCAACCAAGGACAAUGCUGUGUACAACCAGUUCAUCGACAUGUUCAGUGUACUUAGUGCCGAUUCAGCGCUGAGCGAGGAUUCACUGAAGAGGAUUGUUAAGUUCUUGGCAGGAUUUAUCGAGAAGGACAAACACGCCAAACAGCUAUCCGCAAAACUUGCGUCCAGGCUCCCACGAGCAGAGAAUGAAAGGCAGUGGAACGACGUCGCGUACGCAUUGGGUCAACUUCAGCACAAGGAUGAAGAGAUACAGAAAAUGGUUUCGGAAGGUUUCAAGGUGGUUCAAGCAAACGCUUAAGCUGCGUUUUUAUGUUUCAUGUUCGAUUCUUUACGACUGUAUGAACACAAUGAUACCCUGGGUUCGGUUGGAUCGGGGUGGAUAACCAUUGGCGUUUGGGGUUGCAUAGGGUACAUCGAUGUAUAUGACAUAUGAUAUGGUGUCUUCAUUUUUCUAGCACAAGCAAAGGGUACUGCUUAAGCCAUGAAGCCUGCACCUACAGCAAGGAAAGCCACCAUCCAUCCUACAAUCGUCAAAGAUGGUCGGUUCAUAUUCGCUGCACCUU
Molecule: messenger RNA, 4042 nt
Organism: Alternaria alternata
Lineage: Eukaryota; Fungi; Ascomycota; Dothideomycetes; Pleosporales; Pleosporaceae
Exons: 4
Coding region: 103-3777 (1224 amino acids)
Biological process (GO): mitotic cell cycle; meiotic chromosome condensation; mitotic chromosome condensation
Cellular component (GO): nucleus; condensed chromosome, centromeric region
Molecular function (GO): histone binding
Source: RefSeq, a predicted model, not a curated record